GGUCUGAAACAGAUGGCUUCUCUCCCUCACAUCUGACCGGAGAAAGUUAUAAGUCCUGCGGCCUCGGGAAGGAUGCUGUAGAGGAGAACACCUCUAUAAGGUCGUUACAAAAACCCGUGAGCAGAAAGUCAAGAUGACGAGCACUGAGAGUAAAGAGGAGAUCAGCGACACAGACAGUGGCAUCAUCGUACACUCCGGUUCAGACAGCCCCACGUCGCCGGUGAAGGACCUGGCCACCCACACCAGAGCUCUGAAACUGAAGCACCAGUCUCUGGAGGAGCGCCUGGAGCUCUGCCUGCUGGAGCUGCGAAAACUCUGCAUCAGGGAGGCAGAGCUAACAGGCACACUUCCUUCAGACUAUCCUCUGAUGCCUGACGAGAAGCCGCCUCGGGUUCGAAGGAGRAUUGGAGCGUCGUUCAAACUGGACGAAGAGCUGAUCCUUCAGGAUCAACAGGAUUCAGAGUUACAAGCGCUAGAGACYGACUUGGCGGUCCAGCGACAGAUUUACGAGGCGGCCCGUAAGCUCUCCCUCGAAGGCAACCUCACUAAACCACAGAAGAAGAACAGGCUGCAGCAGUGCAGAAGGGAGGAGAAGAAAGUGAAGGACCUGCAGGAGGCCGUGCUUCAGCACAGAAUCAAGAGCGAGUGCAAUUCACCAUCCGUCUCCAUGUCAAGCAGCCAAAACAAAGAUAUGUGCAUGUCUGAUGACAGCUCCCUCUCUGAUGUGGUGGCUCUGGAUGAGGACGUGGACUCCUCAUUCCCCCUCUCACCUGCAAUGCUGGGCACUUCCUGUUCAGACCCCCUCCAGUUGUCAGAUGAGACCCUGCAGUCGUCCCAUGAGUCUUCAGGGCAGACCGGUGUGGAGUAUGAGCGCUCUCCCAUCCARAACUCUCCGUGGAAGGAGUCCAGUCUGGACCAGCCUUACCACAGGGCCACAAAAAUUCAGUUUGCCACCAGGAGCAGAUCCAGUAGUCCAGCAGGGAUGCAGGUGUCUGCAGAAAACUGCAGGAUUCCUCUCACCCAGUUUGUCAGGAACUCGGCGUUGCGUCACUCUCACUCAACCAGCGCCCCCUCCACCCCAGAGCUGCUUGUUCGCCGGCAGUACUCUCAGUCUUUCAGGCUUCCCAAGAAAAAGCUGUUUGUUGAUGUAGAGCACCUGAGCUCAGAGAGCAGUCAAGGAACAGCAGGGCUGCCUCAACAGCACCUCAGCCUCUCUGUCCGUUCCCCGAAGUGUCCGCCGCACCCUUACCAGACCAGCUCAGAGGACAGCAGCUCAGAGCACUCGUCUUCCUCCUUCAUCUGCUCCCCUGUGAGAGACAGACCCACUGAGAUCCCUAAACUCUGCCCCCCACCUUACGGAUUCCACUUUGGAGCCCAGAAGAAAGACCUCUCCGUCUUCUCCGGCCCACACAAGAGCAGCAGCCAGCUUCAGUCCAGCCCUGCCCACACCAGAGCUGCAAUGGAGGACGUCCCCCUCUCUCCACAAGACCUGGACCUGGGGAAGCGCUUCCUGUCCACCCCUCCAACCGCUGGCAGACAGCAAAGGCGAGCCUCCUCCCCGAGGAACAUCCUAAAGCCCCCGCCGCCUUACAGUAAGCUGGUGCGAACGCCUUCGCUGAGAGAGUACCCCAACCACGCCGUCAGGAUGAUGCCCCGCGAGGUCGUCUCCGAGGAGCUGAAGUCCUGGCAUCAGCGGAACCACCUGCACAAGUUACGGCCGAGCUGUGGGGAACUGCAGAGCCCGCUGAGCCCCGCCUCACCUCACCUGCCCACAUUCGAACAGGGUUCAGGAAACGUGAUUCUCCAAAGAUCUGCAGACGGGACUCCAGUCCAGUGGUUUGUGGCUGAGGAGGCUGAAAUCGUGAGCCAGGUGUAACAAGCGCCUCCUCAACAUGUUUGUUGUUUAUUUAUCUCUGUAUUUAUUAAGACUCUGGACUCUCUGUGAGACUGUUGACGUGAUGCGGGAAAAACRUAGACCUAUCUGUACCAGAUUGGUAAUUAAUUUAUAAAUGAAUGUAAGGUGGUAUGCCAGUUUUAUUUAUUUGAGUUAGGUGUGUGUCAGUGAGAUGAGGUUUAUGUGGUCUCAUGAAUGUUUCAGACCAUACAUUUAUUUCAAGAGUUUUCUGUGGCUGGCACACAUUUUGCACACAAACAUCUGCAGUAGUUGUCAUAUAGAUUUCCUAAUUUUUMAAUAUAAUUAUUAACUAUAUUUAAUUUAAUUUUCUCUCUUACAACAUAGACUUAUACUUUAUUGAACGUUUAUUAUUGUUUAUGUUUAACUUCGAUUUUUGUCCUCUGCUCCUUUCCUGUUUUCACUGCAUUAUGAUGCUUUCUUACUAACCACUUGAUUGUAUGAUAUUUAAUAUUUUUGUGUAUUUAUAAUUAAAAAAAAUAU
Molecule: messenger RNA, 2395 nt
Organism: Austrofundulus limnaeus
Lineage: Eukaryota; Metazoa; Chordata; Actinopteri; Cyprinodontiformes; Rivulidae
Gene: inavaa
Product: innate immunity activator a
Exons: 10
Coding region: 134-1876 (580 amino acids)
Biological process (GO): positive regulation of protein ubiquitination; adherens junction maintenance
Source: RefSeq, a predicted model, not a curated record